GCCACUUCAGAGACAUGAAGGAAAAUAAUGGGAUUGAUACCAAAAACAAGGACGGGGACUCGGUUCAUUUAAAUUAUAAAUAAUAAAAAAAACAGAAAUAACGCCGAAAAAGAGGAAUUAAAAUGAAGGAGCGCCUUCGGCCGCGGAUCCGCGUUUGUUUUUUCUUCUAUGUUAUUUUGCGGCGUGCGCCUCUCCGAUGUCUCUCCCAGUAGUUCUUCCUGGAUCUUGCUGUCCAGUCGCGGGGGUUUCGCUGGCCUCACAUUUGGCUGACCCGGCAUACAGAAGCCGUCCUCGCUGCAUCUCUACCGGCGCUUCUCGCAUGCCUGGAUCUCAGUCGCAGUUGUUCCCAGCGCUGCUGCCCGGCCGCCCGCUGCUGUCUCUCGGAUUGCUGCAGCUGGUUCUCGGUUGUUCCAUGGUGGCGCUCUCUUUCGGGGCUUUGUCACUUAGCAGCUCGCCUCCCAUUCGGAAUUCGUGUCCGUUUUGGGCUGGGUCUUCAGUUAUCCUCUCUGGAAUCAUUGGUCUUACAACAUGGCGGAGACCCAUGCUACUUUUGGUGAAUCUGUUCGUCCUGUUGUCGGUGGUCUGUGUCCUGCUCAACCUGGCCGGGUUCAUCCUGUGCUGCCAAGGUGCUCAGCUGGUGGCCAACAUGUCCUACUGCCAGCUGAGCGAAAUCGGGGACGUCUGUCACUGCUGUGCCGACAGCCCCAACAGCAAGUGCCCUGAGGAGAAGCUGCUCAAGCUCUACCCUGGAAACUCCUGCAACACCAUGAGGGUCCUGCUCAAGAAGGUUCUGUUUGCACUGUGUGCCCUGAACGCUUUGACCACGGCCGUCUGUCUGGUGGCCGCUGUGUUGAGGUACCUGCAGAUCUUCGCGGCGCGGCGACCGUGCACAGAAGAGCCCCGCCCCAUCGCAGAGGAAGGGGAGGAGCCGGCCCACAUACCUGAUCCAGACGAGUUUGUCCCUCCAGCCCCUCCCCCCUCCUACUUCUCCACCUUCUACUCUUACACCCCUCGCCUGGCCCGCAGGAUGUUUGGUGACAGCGUGAUUCCUCUGCCUCACAUAUAUGGUGCCAGAAUCAAAGGGGUGGAGGUGUUCUGUCCCCUGGACCCUCCCCCGCCCUACGAGGCCAUCGUGGGACAGCCUGAGGACGCCUCCGCCCAGGAGACGGAGGUGCUUGCUACUGACCUGGCAGAGGGCUUGAGUGACAGCUCGGAGACAGGACCUCUAUGUGAAGACGGGGCCCCGCAGGACCCCGCCACGCCCCCCGUUCAGGUCCGGGGGCAGACGGCGCCGGUACCGCCCAGCAGGAGGUCCCAGAAACAGCAGCUCCGCCGGUCCAUUAGUGACCCGGUUCUGCUGGACCUGGCUGCUAAAGUGCUGAGCUGCGAGGCUGCCACGCAGACGGAGGCGGGGCCGGUGACGGUGACGCUGCGGAGGGGGAGGGGCCAGCGCCGGCCCCGCCCCCAGUCCAUGGUGGACUACCAGAGCUACCAGGCCACCAAGCAGCUGGUGGCGGAGUUCCUGGAGCAGUCGCCCUGCAGCCUGACGCCCGAGGUGCAGGAGCUGGUGAACAGCAUCAAGACCGUCCUGCGCUCCGACGAGCAGCACAUGGACGAGGCCGUGCGCAGCGCCAGCUUCAUCGAGCAGGUGAUCACUGGCUCGCCGGCCUCUCCAGAGCAGCUGAUGCAGCCGCCUGCGCAUAAAUGCGCGCAGCCGGUCCUGUCUGCGCAGACGCUGCCCCUGUCUGCGCAGACGCUGCCCCUGUCUGCGCAGAUGCUGCCCCUGUCUGCGCAGACGCUGCCCCUGCGGAAGCGUCCGGGCAUGCUGCACCUGCGCAGCUGCGGGGACCUGAGCACCUUCACCAGGCAGGAAGUGCAGCCUGCUCUGCGUCGGGCGGGGUCGCAGGGGGGCGCCCGGGGGGAGCCGGACCGCCCCCACAGCCUGAUCGGCGUCUGCAGAGAGACGGUGCUCUGAGGACGAACCCCCCGCCCCCCCGCACGGACACUGCUCACUUAAGGCAAUCGUGAACAGAGAUGCGCCCCCUGGUGGUGAUCCCGAGGAACUAAUUGCGCCACCUGGUGGUAGAAGCUCCAGGCAUGAAGAGCUUUAGGCCGCUGAAGAUAAGCAGCUUCUAGAAGACCCCAGCCUUUGAUCAGGCUGGGCGUGUGUGUGUGUGUGUGUGUGUGUGUGUGUGUGUGUGGGUGUUGUAAGGGUGACUGUCUUGACAUAUACAUGUCAUAUUAUAAUGAUGAAAGAAAAUCAAGACAAAAAACUGAAAAAACCCAAAAUUGAGUUCUGGAGCCUUAGGUUUUGCCAAUUUAACUGAAUUAUGAUUAUUAUUAUUGCUAUGUUUAAGCAUCUCAAAUGAUUUUUUUUUUUUUUAAAUUUUAUUUUCUGAAAGUUUUCAGAAAAUAAUUUUUUAUUCAUCUGGUGAUCCGCAAGGGGCUCGUAAACACAUUUAUUAAGCAGCAGUGAGCAGAAACACCCCCCCCCCCCAUGUGAUUAAUAUCAUUUUUUUUUUUUAUUACAAAUUUGGAAUAGAGAUGAUUGCUUUAAAAGUCCAGCAAGGACAAAAAAGAAAUCGCCACUUUAAUGAGAUUCCUGCUUAAUGCCUUUUUUUGUUAGUCCUGUUGGCCCUGUGGGUCAGAUCCUUUUCUUUAUAAAUAUGCACUGUAAAUAAGAUUAAGCCCAUGCAUCUCAUAGGGGUGGAGAGAGGAGGCGGCUAACUUCAUCUCCUCACCAGCUGAACCAACUGUUUUUCAUAUAUAAUAUAAAGUUUUCUUCUUCCUUUCUUAGAUGUGGUGUGAUAAGCCAUAUAGAUUUAUUUUAUGUAUUUCUGAACAGUCAGUAAAGGGGGAGGGGCGUGUUAAAAGUGUAGUGGGGGUAACUAGUGGAGUGUCCUUUCUUUUGGGGGUAUGAUUGGGAUUAUGGGUCAGGGCCAAAAAAAAUGUUUGCAACCUGUCAGUCAACGUUUUGUCUUUUGGCUCUAUUUAAAUUCGAGUUUUUUUUUUUUGUCCCCCACAAACACAAUUUGGCGGCAUCGGCGAUCGAGAAAACGAGCUCGCCAAGCGCAAGUUUGUGAAGAAAAAUAUUUGUUUGCGUUUAUUUGUCAGUCAGAGUUAAGGACGUGUUGAUUGACUCCAGGCCUGAGUCUCCCGUGUGCAGAUGAGGUGGUUAACGGGGUUUCCCCCUCAGCCCCGCAGGGGUGUUCUCAGGCUCACAAAAUGUACUAAAUGGUUCAAUUUUCUAACCUGAUUUUUAUUUGAAUUUCCCCCCCAGCCCUCUGUCUCUUCUCUGAAAAGGUAGUUGGGGAAAUUUCGCACAGCUCGUUUUAUGUUUCAAAAAAAAUCAAUGGAGAUUAAAAGAAAAAAAAGAAAUAAAAUAAAAAAAUAUAUAAAACAUUUUCAACCCUAUUAAAGAA
Molecule: messenger RNA, 3422 nt
Organism: Anguilla rostrata (American eel)
Lineage: Eukaryota; Metazoa; Chordata; Actinopteri; Anguilliformes; Anguillidae
Gene: entrep1
Product: family with sequence similarity 189 member A2
Exons: 11
Coding region: 197-1975 (592 amino acids)
Cellular component (GO): membrane
Source: RefSeq, a predicted model, not a curated record